This is a messenger RNA of Caenorhabditis briggsae, 249 nucleotides long. It is a transcript of the gene Cbr-ins-11, whose product is annotated as Protein CBR-INS-11. Lineage: Eukaryota; Metazoa; Nematoda; Chromadorea; Rhabditida; Rhabditidae. The transcript is spliced from 2 exons. The record is from RefSeq and is a predicted model, not a curated record. The coding region runs from base 1 to 249 and encodes 82 amino acids.
AUGUUCCAGCGAUUCUCCCUUCUCUCCAUUUUCUUCUUCUUGGCUUUAUUCCUUAUUGUGGAUCAAGUAAACAGUGCUCCUCAUAAACAAGCUGCUUGUGAAAUGAGAUUAUUCAAAACUCUGAAUACUUUAUGCAAUCACUCUGGAGAUGCUGAAGUCCUCCAGGAAACUGCAAUGAGAUGCUGUAGAACGAAUUGUGUGCUGACCGAAAUGAUGACCGCAUGUACAUUGGAUGACAACUCGAUCUGA